GUAGCCUCUCUUGGAGUAACCACCUUUACAUUAUGUGCCCUCUGCAUAGACCGCUUCCGUGCUGCCACGAAUGUGCAGAUGUAUUACGAGAUGAUUGAAAACUGUACCUCAACCACUGCCAAGCUGGCUGUGAUUUGGGUUGGGGCUCUCCUGCUGGCACUCCCCGAGGUGGUUCUUCGCCAGUUGACGAAAGAAGACUCAGAGAGCAGUGGGAGCCCUCCCAUGGAACGAUGUGUGGUCAGGAUCUCACCUCACCUGCCUGAUACUAUCUAUGUGCUGGCGCUCACGUACGACGGCGCAAGGCUGUGGUGGUACUUCGGCUGCUACUUCUGCUUGCCCACCCUUUUUACCAUUACUUGCUCGUUGGUGACUGCACGGAAAAUCCGAAAGGUGGAGAAAGCUUGUACGAGAGGAAACAAGCGACAGAUUCAGCUGGAAAGCCAGAUGAACUGCACAGUGGUGGCUUUGACCAUUUUGUAUGGUUUCUGCAUCAUUCCCGAGAACAUCUGCAAUAUCGUUACUGCCUACAUGUCCACAGGGGUGUCUCCUCAGACUAUGGACCUGUUGCACCUCAUCAGCCAGUUUCUCUUAUUCUUUAAAUCGUGUGUGACUCCAGUUCUCCUUUUCUGUCUGUGCAAACCAUUCAGUCGAGCCUUUUUGGAAUGCUGCUGCUGCUGCUGUGAUGAGUGCAUUCAGAAGUCCUCGACGGUAACAAGUGACGAUAAUGACAAUGAAUAUACAACAGAGCUAGAACUCUCCCCAUUCAGUACUAUACGUCGUGAAAUGUCCACAUUUGCCUCUGUUGGGACUCAUUGUUAGUUCACCCUCUGAGAAGAACUGAAGCCCAGCUUACAAAGUCUGCUGGAGUUUUUCUGUUGGCUUCAGUAGC
Messenger RNA from Varanus komodoensis (Komodo dragon), 889 nucleotides. It is a transcript of the gene GPR37, whose product is annotated as G protein-coupled receptor 37. The annotation marks the transcript as partial. Gene Ontology annotation, molecular function: G protein-coupled peptide receptor activity; prosaposin receptor activity. Gene Ontology annotation, cellular component: signaling receptor complex; plasma membrane. Gene Ontology annotation, biological process: adenylate cyclase-inhibiting G protein-coupled receptor signaling pathway; positive regulation of MAPK cascade. The record is from RefSeq and is a predicted model, not a curated record. The transcript has a single exon. Lineage: Eukaryota; Metazoa; Chordata; Lepidosauria; Squamata; Varanidae.